Messenger RNA from Letharia lupina, 3132 nucleotides. RefSeq lists its product as uncharacterized. Gene Ontology annotation, cellular component: mitochondrion; glycine cleavage complex. Gene Ontology annotation, molecular function: pyridoxal phosphate binding; glycine dehydrogenase (decarboxylating) activity; glycine binding. The transcript is spliced from 2 exons. The coding region runs from base 1 to 3132 and encodes 1043 amino acids. The record is from RefSeq and is a predicted model, not a curated record. Lineage: Eukaryota; Fungi; Ascomycota; Lecanoromycetes; Lecanorales; Parmeliaceae. Gene Ontology annotation, biological process: glycine decarboxylation via glycine cleavage system.
AUGCGCCUCGUAGUUGGGAAGACGCUUCUGCACCAUAAAUUACUUACCACUACCUCCACCCUCUCAUCCCGGACUGCUUGCUCAGGAUGUCUGAAAGCUGCAAUACUUGCCGGUCGGGCAUCAACAAGACCUUUCUACACAAGCUCCGCCGUAGACAAAAGCAAUGGCGUCAAGCGUCAAUCCAUACUUGAUCCACUCGACUCGUUUGCACGGAGGCACAUUGGACCUUCGUCCAGCGAUGCUCAACGUAUGCUUGAAGCCCUGGAUCCGCCGGUUCAGAAUCUAGACGCAUUUGUCAAAGAGGUGCUUCCGGUGAACAUACGGAGCACCAAAGAUAUCGACAUCAAUGGCCCAGCUUUUGAUUCAAGGCCCGAGGGCUAUUCAGAGACAGAGCUGAUUGCACGAUUGCGGAAGAUUGCAAAAGAGAAUAAGGUUAUGAGGAGUUACAUUGGGUGCGGUUUUGCUGGGACAAAAGUGCCAGAGGUCAUCAAGAGAAAUGUGCUGGAAGGUCCAGGGUGGUAUACAAGCUAUACACCCUAUCAGCCCGAGAUCAGUCAAGGACGGUUGGAGUCGCUGCUGAACUUCCAGACAGUAGUGACCGAUCUAACAGCUCUUUCAAUUUCCAACGCCUCGGUACUCGACGAGCCUACCGCUGCAGCAGAAGCUAUGACCCUUUCGAUGAACGCCUUGCCAGUCACCCGGCAGAAGCGGCCGAACAAGACUUUCCUGGUUUCCCACCUCUGCCAUCCCCAAACAAUCGCAGUAUUAGAGUCCCGUGCGGACGGCUUCGGUAUUAAGAUUGUUGUUGCAGAUAUCUUAGAGAAAAAUUGUGCGAAUGUUAAAGAGACAGGAGAGGACUUGAUCGGAGUGCUUGUACAGUAUCCAGACACGGAGGGUGGCGUUGAGGACUUCCAAGGCCUUGCAGAUGUUGUACAUGGACAAGGAGCUACGUUAAGCGUGGCCACUGAUUUACUGGCCCUUACCCUUUUGAAACCUCCAGGAGAGUUCGGCGCUGACAUUGCAUUUGGGAAUGCACAGCGUCUUGGCGUUCCUUUUGGAUACGGAGGUCCUCAUGCUGCGUUCUUUGCAUGCGGAGACAAAUAUAAGAGGAAAAUUCCUGGCCGAUUGAUUGGUGUGUCGCAAGACAGGUUGGGAAACAAGGCCAUGAGAUUAGCCCUGCAGACUCGGGAGCAGCACAUAAGGCGAGAGAAAGCAACGAGUAACAUAUGCACUGCUCAAGCUCUCCUUGCGAAUAUGAGCGCUUUCUAUGCCGUCUAUCAUGGCCCAAGUGGUCUCCGAGAAAUCGCCCAAAAAGCCGUCAAUGGUGCUCGCAUUCUCGAGGAGGGUGUCCGAAGGCUUGGGUUCAGCACUGGCGCUCAAGGAAAGGGUGAAGACAGUCGAGCAUUGUUCGACACCAUAGCCAUAGAGGUAGGAUCUGGACGUGCUCCGGAAAUCGCCGCCAAUGCAGCAGAGACAAGCGGCAUCAAUCUUAGAAUUCUGGAUAACGCCAGGCUUGGGGUCACGAUAGACGAGACGGUCGAGCAUCAAGACUUGGAAGAUAUCCUGGCAAUCUUUGCGAAAGUGGCGUCGACAUCUGAAAGCGACAUUCCGUCAGUGGACGAGAUCGCCUCAGAUCUGUCGCUUUCGGCAUCGGAGCUUGCAGGAGUUCCUUCCACUCUCAAACGAACGUCUACUUAUCUUACACAUCCUGUUUUCAACACUCAUCACUCGGAGACUGAGCUCCUGCGCUACAUCCACCAUUUACAGUCGAAAGAUUUGUCUUUGACUCACUCUAUGAUACCACUCGGCUCCUGUACGAUGAAGCUCAACGCUACCACCGAGAUGAUACCGGUUUCGUGGCCCGAAUUUUCUUCAAUCCAUCCAUUCGUGCCAGUAGAUCAGACCAAAGGAUAUACAAUUUUGAUAAACGAACUCGAACGAGACCUUGCUGAAAUCACUGGCUUCGAUGCGGUCUCACUGCAGCCUAAUUCAGGCGCUCAAGGCGAGUUCGCAGGUCUUCGAGUGAUCCGGAAAUACCAGGAAACGCAGCCAGGCAAGAAGCGUGAUAUCUGUCUUAUACCUGUCUCUGCCCAUGGUACAAAUCCUGCAAGUGCUGCUAUGUGUGGGAUGCGUGUAGUGACUAUCAAAUGCGAGACUGCCACUGGGAAUUUAGACAUAGCGGACCUCAAGGCCAAGUGCGAGAAAUACAGCGAAGAGCUUGGUGCGAUUAUGGUCACAUACCCUAGCACAUUCGGAGUCUUCGAGCCGGAGGUAAAGCAGGUCUGCGAGAUAGUCCACGCUCACGGUGGGCAGGUCUACAUGGACGGAGCGAAUAUGAAUGCGCAGAUCGGUCUCUGCUCGCCUGGAGAGAUUGGCGCCGACGUUUGCCAUUUGAACCUCCAUAAGACGUUCUGCAUUCCGCAUGGUGGUGGUGGACCUGGCGUCGGCCCUAUUGGUGUCAAGUCUCAUCUAGCGCCUUUCCUACCAGGCCACCCUUUAAUCAAGACUGGGGGAGAGAAGAGCAUUGCGCCAGUCAGUGGAGCACCAUGGGGCAGCGCGGGCAUUUUGCCAAUCAGCUGGGCAUACAUCAAGAUGAUGGGCGGUCGUGGCCUUACACAUGCAACCAAAAUCACCCUCCUCAGUGCUAAUUACAUCCUCUCCCGCCUCAAGCCCCACUACCCGAUCCUUUAUACCAACGCUGCCGGUCGCUGUGCCCACGAGUUCAUCCUCGACGUGCGUCCUUUCAAGGAAUCUGCUGGUAUCGAAGCCAUCGACGUGGCCAAACGAUUGCAAGAUUACGGCUUCCAUGCACCCACCAUGUCAUGGCCUGUGGCUAACACCCUUAUGAUCGAGCCUACUGAAAGCGAAAAUUUAGCUGAGCUCGACCGGUUCUGUGAUGCAUUGAUUGAAAUUCGCAAAGAGAUCAAAGCUGUAGAGCAGGGUGAGCAGCCGAGACAAGGCAAUGUUUUGAAGAUGGCGCCUCAUCCUUUGCAAGACCUGCUAGUGGGAGAGAAGUGGGAGAGAAGCUACGGAAGGGAGAAGGCGGCUUAUCCAUUGCCAUGGUUGAAAGAGAAAAAGUUUUGGCCCAGUGUUACGAGGGUCGAUGAUGGACUCCAGCUUACGGUGACAUGA